GACGCUGGAGGAGGGACUUCCCGGGAUCCAGACGCUUGCUCCCUGCCGCUGCCCUGUCAUUAUCCCGCCAAACAGGCUGCGGGCGCUGGGCUGAGUCACAGGCACGGAGUGUGGCCACAGCUCGGGAGGUCUGGAGGCGGCGCCAGGGACCCAGCCCGGAUGCUCCUCCCUUCCCGGGUCUCAGAUCACCUGCUCCCCGCUGGAGACCCUGGUGGGAGCAGACUGGAGGUGUAAUGAGGACAGGAGCGUGUCACUAGGCUGGUCCAGGUCCCUCGCCCGCCUCCCUGCAGCAGUGCCCUUCGGUCAGCUGUGGCCAUGGGCUGGAAGAAGCUGGGCUCCAGCAAUUUCUCCAGCUGCCCCAAUGGAUCCCGCCAGUGGAUAUGGGACGUGUUCGGCGAGUGUGCUAAGGACGGCUGGGAUGAGGCCAGUGUGGGCCUGGGCUUGAUCUCCAUCCUCUGCUUCGCGGCAUCUACCUUUCCCCAGUACAUCAAGGCCUGCAAGGCCGGCAACAUGGACCAGGCCCUGUCGCUGUGGUUCCUGCUGGGCUGGAUCGGAGGCGACUCCUGCAAUCUCAUCGGCUCUUUCCUCGCGGAUCAGCUGCCGUUGCAGACCUACACGGCGGUGUACUACGUCCUGGCCGACCUGCUGAUGCUGUCGCUGUACUUCCACUACAAGUUUAAGAAACGCCCGUCUGUGCUGUCCACCCCCAUCAACGUUGUGCUCCUGUUCACGCUGGCCAUGGCCUGUGCUGCCCCACUGCUGAGUGUCCCGCACCCCAGGACUGCGCCGGCGGAGGUCUUCCGGGGCCGCACGCUCCUGUCGGUGGAGCCGGGAAAUAAGCCCUUCACCCGGAAGGAGAUCAUUGGCUUCGUCAUUGGCUCCGUGUCCAGCGUGCUGUACCUGCUGUCCAGGCUGCCCCAGAUCCGUACCAAUUUCCUGCGGCAGUCGACCCAGGGCGUCUCCUACUCGCUGUUCGCCCUGGUCAUGCUGGGCAACACGCUGUACGGGCUGAGCGUGCUGCUCAAGAACCCCGAGGAGGACGAGAGCGAGGGCAGCUACCUGCUGCACCACCUGCCCUGGCUCGUGGGCAGCCUGGGCGUGCUGCUGCUGGACACCGUCAUCUCCAUCCAGUUCCUGAUAUACAGGAACACAGACCCCACCGCCACCUCCUCGGAGCGCCGGCCUCUCCUCCAGAGCUGACCAGGACCCAGGCUGGCCCAGGAGGACAGCAGCUCCCAGAGGCCACUCCAGGAAGGACGCGGCGUGGACCAGAGAGGUGCUGCGGGGGCCAAGUACCGGGCAGGCCCUGUGCCGCCUGCCCCCCGCCCGGCAGGCCAGCGCGUCCCCUGUUGCCCCUGAGAACCUUCAGCUCCAGGGAUUCAGGCUCAGUCUCCACUGUUGGGGGCCUCCCAGAGGGGCCGCUGCAGGAGCCCAAGCAUGUGCCCCCCGGCUCACCUACCUCACUCCGCCCGCUUGCCCGGGAUGGCGCGGCUGGUGCCCUGCUCGGCCCCACGGACUCCGGACGACUAGUAAAGGGUACCUGUGACCAGCCUCUCUCGCUCCUUCCCCCAGCUGCCAGGGACACAGCAGCGGGGAGGGAUCUGGUCUGCACGCUAGGUCCCAGGUGGGGUGCUGAGCAGGAGGGCACAGAGUCGGCCCGGCAGCUCUGCCUGGUCCCUGCCGCCUCCCCAGUGUGUGUCUCUAUGACGGCUCCACCCCUGGUGACAGUGAGGCCACCCAUCAGGCCCCUAUGUUGUUGUGCUCUGGGAGACGGGGCUCAGAACUGGGUUCGUGAGUCUCAGCUGCUCUGGGCCUCACUUUUCCCAUCUGUAUAAUGGGAUGGCAUCGCAACCGCUUCCUUCAUUCCUGUAAUAAGAUGGUGGUAUUGCAGAGCUCAACCCUAGGGUCUGUCACGGAGUGAGAGCUCAAUAAAGGUCAUCACCAGACCUUUCUUUUUUAUUUGGUCAUCAUCAGAAUGAUCAGAGGAGGCCUGGAACAAUAGUACAGUGGGCAGGGUGCUUGCCUUGAAGGUGGCCAACCUGGGUUCGAUUCCUAGCAUCCCGUAUGAUCCCCUCAAGCACCACCCAGGAGUGAGUGGUCCCUGAGUACAGAACCAGGAGUAACCCCUGAGCAUUUCCGAGUGUGGUCCCAAAACCAAAAUUUGAAAAUCUAAAAAAAAAUCGAAGGAGAGAGGGGUGUUCAGAUCUCCCCGAGGACCAGGGAGAGCUUCCCAGGGGAGGUGGCAUGGUGUAGGGUGAGUGGGAGAUGGCUGCAGAGAAAGGGAAGUGUCUAGACACCAGGAAGUGGAGGGCGGGACUUAGCCCGGAGCUCUCUUUCCUGGCUUCCAACUUAGUUUCUCUCCUGACCCAGUCUGAGUCCGCUGCCCCCGUGGGCUUUGACCUUGAGUGCCCUGAGGACAAAGGGCCCAGCUCCCCUCUGCCAGCCUGACCCACCACCCCAGGGCCGGAGCGUCUGGGCUGGGCGGGCGGGUGUGGGUGUGUGCAUGCACCACCCAGCGGCAGGGUGAGCCUUUCUUGGUUGGUUUUGGGGACACACUUGAUGCUGGUCUGGUGGCUCCAGAGACAGGAUGCUUCCUACGUGCAGAACCUGGGCUCCCUGUUCUGCACCGUCUCUCCAGCCCAGCGUGGGCCUUUGUUUCAGAAUUUUCAGCAGAAGGUGCCCGCCCCAGAGUCGACCCCCAGCUGGUGGGGCCCAGGCCUGCCUGGUUCCGCUGCAUGGCUAAUCUGUGUCCGUGCUCCAGGCCGGGCACCUGCGGCCAGGUGGCAGACUCCCUUCCCCGCUUGGAGAUCCCGGGAGGAUUCAGGGGGUGGGAGAGCCUCCCUUCUCUGGGGGAGCCUCCCUGCUCUGGGGGAGUUCUUGCCCGGCGGGAACAUUCAGGCUCAGCCUCUCGUCAUGCAGGCUGCAGCCCCAUCUACCGGGGAGACAGGCCCUGCCAGGGGGUGUGCGGAUGGCGGCCGGGAAGCCUAUUUGUGGGGCCGAAUGAGCGCAGCCCUUAGGCACCCCAGACCCCACAGCUGCCGGGGCCGCCUGGAGAGCAGGAGAGUCCAGCUGGCAGCACCCUGUCUGCUGCAGGUGGGGCCUGCCUGCAGUGAAGGAACCAGGCUUUCCUGGGAUCUGGCAGGGAGUUUCCCCUCUGUCCCCCACCCCGGGAGAGGGGUGGUUUUCUCUAGGUGUGGCGUGGAGGAAUGAAACCCACCUUAGACCCUUCCUCUGCAUGAAGUAGGGAACCCCCGCCCGCACCCCGCAGACCAGUUUCCGUUCUCAGGGUGCUGUGCUUCCCAGCUAGUCCACUGCUUCUUUGUGGGCGGCUUCUCAGAAGGCCCCCGGGAGCAGAGGCAGGCGGGGCAGAGCUGCCCAAGGCUGCAGUGGACCCGGUCAGCCGUUACCUGGGGCCCAGAGUCCCAGCCCUGUGACCGCCCCAAGGACACAGCCGCCUCCCAGCAGCUCUGCCCAGCACCUGCGCCUGCUCCACAGGCCGCUGCUCGUAAUAAAUGCUCCCCGCCCCCGCACCAUUUCCCGAAUGCGCUGGCCAGGCCCCUUUGUCUUCACACCCCUGGUACACAGGGAGCGUGCAGUAAAUGUUUGGGAAAGGCAAACAGUGGAUGCCAGAAACAUGUCUCAGGCUGAGGGGAUGGGCACGCAAGCAGCAGCUUCUUACCGUUCUAUUUUUGCUUUGGGGGCUUCAGGAAGUGCACUUGGGCUGCUUCCGGCUCCGUGCUUGGGGGUUGGUCCCGGCGAUGCUCAAGGGACCAUGCGGUGUCAGGGGACCAAACCCAGGGCCUCCCACAUGCAAAGCAUGCAAUAGCUCUUGAACUCAUCUCAAACCCUAAGUAGGCACUCUAUUGGGGGUUUUAGUCCACCACCAGCUGUGCUCAGGGGCCACUCCUGGCUCAGAGCUCAGCUGUCUUUUCUGAUGGUGCUCAGGAAACAUACAUGGUGCUGGGGAUUGAACUGGGGUUGACCACAUGCAAGGCAACCACCCUAUCUCUGGCUCCCAAAUCUGUACACUUUUAAAUGGGCGAAUUGUGUGUGGAUUACAGUUCAGCAAAAGUAUUUGAACACCGAACUAGCCAUUAAAAUGUGAACAGGAAAUUAUUUGGUCCUGAAAACACAUCCAUCACAUCUUCCAGUUGUUGGAGUUUCCUCCAGUCACUUGUACCUGAAGGACAGUCCUUCUACAGCAGGCGUGGGGAGCCUUAUUUUGCCAAGCCCAUUUGCAUAUCUGUAAUAUCAUUUGCAGGCCAGACAUACAGGCGGAGGGGUCAUGGGCAGUCAAUGGGAAGCAUCCGUAUCUGUCCCCGUGUACCAGGGCCAGGCCGUGUGAUUUUGUAGGCCUUCCACAACCUGUGGGCAUUUACCACUAUUAUAAAGGGUGUGAUCUGUCAGGAAGAGUGAUUAGGUACGAGAGAAAGUAUUUUAUCCACUGGAUGAGUCUAGAUGAGAUAAACAUAAGGCGUGGUCUGUUCGUUCAACAGAGCACGGACUCCAGACUGAAAAGGUUCUCCCAUCAGAGACAGGGAUCGAGAGCUCUGUAGCAUAGUUGGGCCAAACCUGGCAAUGCUCAGAGGUCAUCCUAGAGGUGCUCCGGGAAUCUUAUGGGUAGGCUGUGUGCAAAGCAAGUGCCCUACCUGCUGUACUAUUGCUCCUGCCUGUGACGUUAUAUUUAAGAGUCAGGCCACGUCCUGGAGGAAUAGCAUUGGCUAAGAACAGCUCCCAGCUCCUGGUCAAAUGCAGCCAGUGUGGUCUUGGCAAUUCUGCUAUCUGACUCUGCCUGGCACACAAAAAUAAAAGUGAAAAUCAUGGGAAGAAUCCAGAAUGCAUGGAAUGUAUUGUCAGGAGCUGUGUGAGAAAUGUAUUUUUGCUUUUUGGGUCACACCUGUCCAUGUUCAGGGGUUACUCCUGGCUCAUGAACUCAGGAAUUACUCCUGGCGGUGCUCAGAGACCAUAUGGGAUGCUGGGAAUCAAACCCAGGUUGGCCGCAUGCAAGGCAAAUGCCCUACCUGCUGUGCUAUUGCUCCAACCCCGUGAAAAAUACUUUAAUGUCUUAGUAUAUAGGACCCUCAAAAUGGAUGGGUCAUUCAGGAAGAGACACCCCAUGAAAGGCGCUUCCUUGUCCUACAGACACCCUCUAAUUGGAAAUGUUUAUUAGACUUACUGAACAUACAUGGGCCAGAGAGAUAAUGUAAGGUCAAGCCCUUGCCUUUAAUGUGGGUCACCUAGUAAGCCCUGAGUACCACUGGGUGUGGCCCCCAAACAAACCCUACCGAACAGACAAUGUGAAAGACAAGUGAGAGCACAGGUUUGGCAUGUGUGAGACCCGGAGUGUCAUUUCCCGAAAUAGCGACCAAAAAUAAACUAGUAAAAACCAGUUCAAAUAAAACCUAAGUAGAGCACAAACUUCAGAAA
Sorex araneus (European shrew) is the source of this 5427-nucleotide messenger RNA. RefSeq names its product solute carrier family 66 member 1 (gene SLC66A1). NCBI's taxonomy places the organism in Eukaryota, Metazoa, Chordata, Mammalia, Eulipotyphla, Soricidae. Bases 316 to 1200 code for a protein of 294 amino acids. The record is from RefSeq and is a predicted model, not a curated record. The transcript has 8 exons.